Messenger RNA from Gekko japonicus, 2148 nucleotides. It is a transcript of the gene PTH2R, whose product is annotated as parathyroid hormone 2 receptor. The coding region runs from base 1 to 2148 and encodes 715 amino acids. The record is from RefSeq and is a predicted model, not a curated record. Gene Ontology annotation, molecular function: parathyroid hormone receptor activity; G protein-coupled peptide receptor activity; peptide hormone binding. Gene Ontology annotation, biological process: cell surface receptor signaling pathway; adenylate cyclase-modulating G protein-coupled receptor signaling pathway. Lineage: Eukaryota; Metazoa; Chordata; Lepidosauria; Squamata; Gekkonidae. Gene Ontology annotation, cellular component: plasma membrane. The transcript has 14 exons.
AUGGCGGCUUCCUCCUUUGGCACCCGCGGCAAACAGGACGACGGGGGAGAAAGCUGCGUGCCAAUUCAAGCCCACCCUUACUUCGCACUGAUCCUGUCGGAGCUCCCGAAAUCAUCCCCGAAGGAGAGAGUUAAAAGCGCUGCUCGGGUACGGUUGCUCAGGAGGAGCACGGGUGCCUGGAACCACGAAGACCAGAGCUUUGCUCCUUUCACUUUCCCCGGCACCCCUCCCCCCCAUGCUUCAGAGCCUUGUGCUGCUCUCCCCCCCGCUCCGGAGCAAGGCUGCGGAGCCAGCUGCACCCCGCCUCGAGCGGCUGGCGGGAGCCUAGCAGCAGCCCCCGGCCCCGACCCCCGCAGACCUCACUCGCCCCGACUCACCCAGGCUAGGAGAGGCGACGGCUGGGGCCCCUUGGCGUCCCCUGCGCUGCCCCUGCGCGACCCCCGCCUCAGCCUCCACGAAGGCGCCUGUGGUGGGCGUGGAAGGGAGCCUCACGCCUCCACCUGUUGGGCCGAGGGAAGGAGGGAGUGGAGGGAGAAGCGCUGCCGCCCCGCCCCGGAGGUCGAUUUGGAUUAUACCGUUACGACCGAGGAUCAGAUUUACCUUCUCCUGGAGGCCAGAGUUCAGUGUGAGCAGAACGUCACGUCCCAGCUCCAAGGAGGAGGAGGCAACUGCUUUCCAGAAUGGGACGGCUUAAUCUGCUGGCCCCGGGGAUCUGCGGGGGAAAUGCUGGCUGUACCUUGCCCUCCUUACAUUUAUGACUUCAACCACAAAGGUAUGGCCUUCAGACACUGCAGUUCGAAUGGAACUUGGGUCUUUGUGCCAAGUUUAAACCGAACAUGGUCUAAUUACUCCGAAUGCCUGAGCUUCCUACGAGCAGAAGUCCAUUCGGGAAAGAGGGAGUUUUUUGAACGCCUCUAUAUCAUGUACACUGUUGGCUACUCCGUCUCCUUCACCUCCUUGGCGGUGGCAAUUUUCAUUAUCGGCUACUUCAGGAGGCUUCACUGCACCCGGAAUUACAUCCACCUGCACCUGUUUGUCUCUUUCAUGCUCCGAGCGACCAGCAUCUUUAUCAAAGACAAAGUCGUCCACACUCAGGUUGGCGUGAAAGAGCUGGACUCUCUGCUCAUGGGAGACCUCCGGAGCGUUAUAGUGGCUCCCGUCUUAGACAAGUCCCAGUAUGUGGGAUGCAAGAUCACCGUGGUGAUGUUUAUCUACUUCUUGGCGACCAACUACUACUGGAUCCUGGUGGAAGGCCUCUAUCUGCACAGCUUGAUCUUCGUGGCGUUCUUUUCAGACACCAAAUACCUGUGGGGGUUUACCUUAAUCGGCUGGGGAUUUCCAGCUGCCUUCGUUGUGGCCUGGGCGGUGGUCCGAGCGAUGGUGGCAGACUCAAGGUGCUGGGAACUCAGCGCUGGAGACGUCAAAUGGAUCUACCAGGCUCCGAUUUUAGCAGCUAUUGGGUUAAACUUUGUUUUGUUCUUGAACACGGUUCGGGUUCUGGCUACAAAAAUCUGGGAGACCAAUGCGGUUGGCUACGACACAAGGAAGCAAUAUAGAAAACUAGCAAAGUCUACCUUGGUCCUGAUCCUCGUCUUCGGAGUCCAUUACAUCGUCUUUGUGUGUCUCCCUCACAACUUCUCAGGGUUAGGCUGGGAGAUUCGGAUGCACUGCGAACUCUUCUUCAACUCCUUCCAGGGUUUCUUUGUUUCCGUCAUCUACUGCUACUGCAAUGGAGAGGUGCAGACUGAGAUCAAGAAGAUAUGGGCCCGGUGGAACCCGCCCAUCGACUGGAAGAGGACAGCUCCCUGUGGGAGCUACCGCUACGGCUCCGUCCUCACCAACAUGACCCACAGCACCAGCAGCCAGUCUCACAUGGUGGCCAGUUCCCGCAUGGUCUUGAUAUCCAACAGGGCCUGCAAGAGUUUUGCCCAGCAACAGGACACCCACAUGAAUUUGCCCGGAUACGUCAGCAGCAGCUCCGAACAGGACGGCACGCACCGCUGGGUUCACGAUCCGGCCGAGGAAGGCGAAGAGAAGCGGGUGGAUGGCAUUUCUCUCAAGGAGACCCUUAGGCUCCACGAUGCUCACAUGGGACCCCUGGAGGAAGAGGAGGAAGGCAGCAGGGUAGAAGCAGAGGAAGUGCUUUAA